AUGAGGCAUUCAUUUUCUCUCCUCUUGACCACGUUGGUGACUUCUUCGGUUGCUACGCCCUUGGUGUUAGAUUAUUCCGAAGAUGCCAUUGACAAGCUCAAGGGUGUUCAGUCUGCAGCUAUAAAAGCGAGCAUAGAGAAAGUGAAAGCCGCUGGAACCACAGAGAACGAUUUCCUCCAAGGCGGAUGUCGAGAUGUCAUAUUCAUCUACGCCCGUGGCAGCACCCAAGACGGAAAUAUUGGAGAGGAUCCAGGCCCACAAACUAUAGAUCAACUAAGAGCUACGUUGGGUGAGGACGCUGUGGCCGCCCAGGGGGUUGACUAUCCCGCAUUGUUAAUCGACAACUUAAGAAAGGGGGGCUGUGAUCCUGAGGACGCCGACAACAUGCGAGCAUUAAUAACGAAAGCGGCAACUCAAUGUCCGUCGUCAAAGCUGGUGGUCGCGGGUUAUAGCCAAGGGGCUGCACUUGUUCACCGAUCGAUCGAAUCAGCGACAGCUGCUGUUAAGAAUCGGAUCUAUGCGGCGGUGACUUACGGUGACACUCAGAAAGCGCAGGAUGGGGGGAAAAUCCCAAAUUUCGACGCGAGUAAGACCUUGAUCCUCUGUCACGAUGGUGACAAGGUUUGUGAUGGUACAUUAAUUGUCACCGAUGCCCACCACGAGUACCAUGAUCUCGCUCCGGACGCGGUGGCCUUUAUUGCAGGCAAGGUCUAG
Messenger RNA from Daldinia caldariorum, 714 nucleotides. RefSeq names its product carbohydrate esterase family 5 protein. The transcript is spliced from 3 exons. Gene Ontology annotation, cellular component: extracellular region. Bases 1 to 714 code for a protein of 237 amino acids. NCBI's taxonomy places the organism in Eukaryota, Fungi, Ascomycota, Sordariomycetes, Xylariales, Hypoxylaceae. The record is from RefSeq and is a predicted model, not a curated record. Gene Ontology annotation, molecular function: cutinase activity. Gene Ontology annotation, biological process: carbohydrate catabolic process.